Messenger RNA from Poeciliopsis prolifica (blackstripe livebearer), 2215 nucleotides. RefSeq names its product tubulin tyrosine ligase-like family, member 10 (gene ttll10). The transcript is spliced from 12 exons. NCBI's taxonomy places the organism in Eukaryota, Metazoa, Chordata, Actinopteri, Cyprinodontiformes, Poeciliidae. Gene Ontology annotation, biological process: protein modification process. The coding region runs from base 296 to 2035 and encodes 579 amino acids. The record is from RefSeq and is a predicted model, not a curated record.
GCCAGUAACUGUUGACAUUAGCCCUCCAGGUUAGCUUCCUUUGGAGGGUAAAACCGCAGACAUCAAAUAUGAUUUCCUGCAAAGUUUCCCUUGUUUUUUGUUUUGCAGUUGGUCAAUAAGAGUGGAGGUGGAUGAAGAAGAAUCGGCUUACAGAGGUUUUCAUGAACUUCAAGGCGUAUUAGUCAUGGAGUUACAGACGGUCUAGUAGUCCUCAUGCAAGAGGCCAUAACACCUGAGUCCUGCCAAGAAAUGUGCAGUGAAGACACACUGGAAAAGAAAAACAAGCAGAUUCUUUAUGGAGAGAAAGAGGAGAACAACAACAGAACAAUCUGUGUCGCUGGACUCACAGGAAAUGACAUCACAGUGUACCCACAGGGUGGGGCCAUGGACUCGGGAGGAGGGAAGGAAACGUUCACACUUCUCUGUCAAGCAGAAGAGACUGCGUGGACAGACAGGUGGAUCCAAAGCGGAGGGCAGCUCCCAAAGGUCCAAACCAAGGGGAUUGCGGCCCUGCUCUAACAAAAGACAGGACAAAGACAUCAAGACAGAGGAGCCUCAUGGACGUGGGCCAUUCUACUUCUUUGGAGGAAGCAAUGGGGCUGAAAUAGUGUGCGGCUACUGCGAGAGGAGAGGAUGGAAGAGGAUUUAUAACAAUCAAAGGGAAGAUUUCAGGCUCAAGUGGUGCGAGACCAAAGCUCAAGUUAACUACAGCCGCUUCAAGCAAGGUAGACACUUGGUGUUCCAGAUACCCAACAACAUGGUUCUCACAACUAAAAUCGGCCUCCUCACCAGCCUGCGGGAAUUUGAGAGAAUAAGCAGCAAAAUCAAAUACAGACAGGGACGCAGGAAGCUGAAAAUGGAUGAGUUCAUUCCUACAACGUUCCGCAUGGAUGUGAAGGAAGAGAGGGAAGAUUUCUUUUCCCGCAUCGCCCCACAGGGGGGUGAAACAGCCUUGGAGAACACAGAGAGCAGCAUGUGGAUCUGUAAGCCCACCGGUCUGAACCAGGGCAAAGGAAUCUUUCUCCUGAACAACCAGCAGGAUGUGGCCGAAUUCAGACUGAAGCUCCAGAAGAUGGAGGAGCUGCAGGCUGACCGUAAGAUGCCUCACCGCCGAAUUCAGGCUCACAUUGUCCAGCGUUACAUCCAGAAACCCCUUCUACUAAAUGACAGAAAGUUUGAUGUGCGCUCUUACCUUCUCAUUGCCUCCACUGCGCCCUACAUGGUCUUCUUUCGUCAUGGGUAUGUCCGACUGACGUGUGACGUCUACGAUCCCAGAUCCACAAACCUUUCUGCGCAUCUCACAAACCAGUACAUGCAGAAGAGAAACCCUUUGUACAGCCAGCUCAAGGAGGACACUGUGUGGUCUAUGGAGAGCUUCAACGCCUACGUCAACAGAAAGUUUCAGGUUGCCAAGGGUCUGCCCAGGGACUGGGUGCUGGGAGCCUUUGCGAAGCGCAUGCAGCAGAUUAUGACCCAGUGUUUCUUUGCCGUCAAGACCAAGUUAGACUGCCGCCCUGGAUUCUUUGACUUGAUUGGCUGCGACUUCAUGAUCGACGAGGAUUUCAAGGUUUGGCUUCUGGAAAUGAACUGUAAUCCAGCUUUACACAGAAAUUGCAAGGUGCUGAAGGAGGUGAUUCCCCGCACUGUUGGAGAAGCUCUGGAUUUAACUCUGGAGCUGUUCAACAAGCGUCGUCUCAGGCAGGAAAUCUUCCCUUUAGUCAGUCAACAGGACUUUGUACUGCUUUAUAGCGGUGUCUCAGGACAUGUCAACAACAAGAGGAGCAAUAGUAGUGAGUUCUACCAGAAAGCUAAAAGCAACAGGAAGUUCACAAGGCACAAGACCAGGACAGAGAUCACAAAAGGGACUGGUGCAUCACAGCAGGAUUGUCUGACUGAAGUCACGGAGACAGAAAAGUCACCUCUUCGUCAAAACGCAGCGUCAGAAGGUGAAAGCCCAAAGGCUGUCAGGAGGAAGACCACACUACCUGGAGGCAGACGGAAGCUGAGCAAAUGCAAUUCGUUUGAAAGCCAAUGAUGAUGGGAAGCAACCGAAGGCUUAGCAGAAGAGAAAGAUCACUAUGUUUACAACCCAGGUGACUUCAGUUCUGCCUGCAGGCCUUCUGAUAAAAACUCAACGGUACGGACCUGCUCUGCUCUCUCUGAGCACUGCAGGUGGAAAAGUUUGGAUGACAAUAAAGACUGCCUUUGUCUUCCA